AUGAAAGCAACGUUCACCAGACGACGUAAAAUUCGUCCUAUAAAUCUAGGUUUAAAUUAUUUGAUGUUCCCUGUGGCAGACGUCCAGGAAAACAUCAAAGAGUAUAUUUGUAGAUAUAGAUAUUUGGUAACCCAGCAAUCUGGCUACUGCAAAAGCAAUUUCAUUAGGCCUUACGAAGUCAGUAAAUCCAUCAUUUUGUAUUCUGUUUGUACAGAAGCAGAAAAGUAUGCUCCCGCCAAAUCAUGCAAAGUAUCGAGAGUCUCUGAAUUCCCACUUCUACAAUCAUUCUUAGUUGAUGUUCAUAUCCAUUGGAAAGUUUCCAGGUCCAGUCAUAUCCAGUCCACUAAGAAAUUCAAGAUAGUUGCUCCUGCAAUGGCUGUAUGA
Messenger RNA from Funneliformis mosseae, 384 nucleotides. The record is from the annotation of a GenBank genome assembly. Lineage: Eukaryota; Fungi; Glomeromycota; Glomeromycetes; Glomerales; Glomeraceae.